This is a messenger RNA of Caenorhabditis remanei, 351 nucleotides long. RefSeq lists its product as uncharacterized. Lineage: Eukaryota; Metazoa; Nematoda; Chromadorea; Rhabditida; Rhabditidae. The coding region runs from base 1 to 351 and encodes 116 amino acids. The transcript has a single exon. The record is from RefSeq and is a predicted model, not a curated record.
AUGUACAAAAAGUUCGAAGUUUCUAGUUUUUCAGCGCACUCAAUCUGUUUUGAAUACGGUUCCACAACCAGCUCAAGAUCAAGAUCAACUCAAGAUCAGCUCAAGAUGAUCAUCAUUAUCGGCGGGGCAGUUGGAGCCAUCAUCGUCCUUGUUCUAGCCGUUGGCGUUUUCUUCUACUGUAGAAAGAAGAAAAAGAGUAAGCAGAACGUGACGGGAACUGGAACAAUGUCUGGAUCAAAUGCUACCUCUGGUACAACCAAACAGUCCACUGCUACUAACAAUUUCAAUGCUGGAACACCGACUGGAGCACCGACUGGAACACCGACCACUACAGUAGGAGAAAGAUAUUAG